This is a messenger RNA of Funneliformis mosseae, 202 nucleotides long. NCBI's taxonomy places the organism in Eukaryota, Fungi, Glomeromycota, Glomeromycetes, Glomerales, Glomeraceae. The record is from the annotation of a GenBank genome assembly.
AAUGUUUUCACUUUGAAAGAACUGAAUGAAAUCAAGGAAUAUAAAUAUAAGAAACUCCCAGAUAUGCCGACAGAUUUGUUGAGAUAUUUAAACAGUUUUCGUAAAUAUAAUACUCGAGGUCUUAGAAAAGCUGUGUUUGAAACUCAAAGUUGGUUGAGAGAAUAUGAGGCUAAGAAUCUUGAAAAAGAUCAUUUAGAAUUAG